GUAAUAGUAGAUAAAGUGUGAAUAACUAAUUAAUUCUCCCGUCAGUUUGGUGCCUGGCGGCAUUGAUUUAAAAAAAUCUUUUGUAGUGUGUGCGUCCUUGUAAUCGAAAAUGCGUGAAGUAAUUUCCAUCCAGGUCGGGCAGGCCGGUUGCCAGAUCGGGAACGCGUGCUGGCAACUGUUCACCACCGAGCACGGCGUCCAGCCGGAUGGGCUGAUGGGCCCUAACCUGACGAUGGAGGAAAACAUGGCGGGCUUCUUCCAGGAUACACGCUCCGGGCGCGUCGUGCCGCGGACCAUUUUCAUCGAUCUCGAGGAGUCCGUCAUCGACGACAUCCGGAACAGCCCGUACAAGCAGCUGUACCACCCGGAGUACAUGAUCAUGGGAAAGGAGGAUGCGGCGAACAAUUUCGCCCGUGGCCACUACACCGUCGGGAAGCAGAUCAUCGAGCGCGUCACGGGCACCCUGGGGAAGCUGUCGGAGCAGUGCGAUGGGUUGCAGGGUUUCCUGUUGUUUCAUUCGUUCGGCGGAGGAACCGGAUCCGGGUUUACCUCACUACUGAUGGACCAGAUCUCGAUGGACUACGGAAAGAAGUGCAAGCUCCAGUUCGCGGUGUACCCAUCGCCGAAGAUUUCGACGGCCGUUGUAGAGCCUUACAACGCCGUGCUGUGUACGCACGGCACCAUGAACUCGUCCGAUUGCUGCUUCAUCAUGGACAACGAGGCGACCUACGAGAUCUGCUCCAAGACGCUGCAGAUCGAUCGACCCAACUAUAGGGAUCUGAAUGCGCUGGUCGCUCAAGUUGUGUCGUCGGCCACGGCCUCGCUUCGCUUCAAAGGCACCAUGAACGUGGAUCUGAACGAGUUCCAAACGAAUCUGGUCCCCUACCCGAGGGUUCACUUCCCGCUCGUGUCUUAUGCACCGCUUGUAUCCGCCUCGAAGGCGAGUCACGAGAGCAGCUCGGUGGCCGAAAUCACAAACGCUUGCUUUACGGCCGAGAAUACGAUGGUAAAGUGCGAUCCACGGCAGGGUAAGUACAUGGCGUGCUGUAUGCUGUUCCGCGGGGACGUCGUGCCGAAGGACACGAAUGAAGCGGUCGCUGCAAUCAAGACCAAGCGGCACAUCAAUUUCGUCGAUUGGUGUCCCACCGGCUUCAAGAUCGGUAUCAACCAGCAGGCACCGUCCGUGCUGCCGGGCAGUGAGCUGGCCAGACCCAAGCGUGCCGUCUGCAUGCUCUCCAACUCGACGUCCAUCUCGACGGCUUGGGCUCGGAUGAGCCAAAAGUACGAUCUGAUGUACAAGAAACGUGCGUUCGUGCAUUGGUAUGUGGGCGAGGGCAUGGAGGAGGGCGAGUUCUCCGAAGCUCGCGAGGACCUUGCCGCCCUGGAGCGGGACUACGAGGAAGUGGCGGGCGAUACGGUCCAAUCCGGAGAAGAGUAUUACGAUGAUGAGUAUUAGAUCGGCCAGAACGAACUCGAGUACGUGGGUGCGUCAAUAGUUUUAAAGCAAAAUCGUCGUGCAUUUGUCUCGUAACCACCGCAUUCCAUACUGUUUUUUGUGAUGUAAAUGAUAGAAAAAAAUAAUACAAAUACCUGUUUUUCAAA
Anopheles coustani is the source of this 1602-nucleotide messenger RNA. RefSeq names its product tubulin alpha-8 chain-like. The coding region runs from base 110 to 1456 and encodes 448 amino acids. NCBI's taxonomy places the organism in Eukaryota, Metazoa, Arthropoda, Insecta, Diptera, Culicidae. Gene Ontology annotation, cellular component: cytoplasm; microtubule. Gene Ontology annotation, biological process: mitotic cell cycle; microtubule cytoskeleton organization. Gene Ontology annotation, molecular function: structural constituent of cytoskeleton; GTP binding. The transcript has 2 exons. The record is from RefSeq and is a predicted model, not a curated record.